AUGAUGGCCCUAGUGCCAUCCACCAAUACUAAUAAUACUCGUAAUGCCAAUACAGAAAAAAUUCAUGAUGAAUUUCGUACUAUGAAAAAAUUCGUAGCCAAACCAGAACAAAACAAUCAAUCUGCUACUAAUGACUUAACACAAAUGAUGGCUCGAACGGUUCAUAAUGAUAGAACCGAUAAUGGGUUGAAUAUGUUCAAUAAAAAUGCUGGUUCGAGAGUACCUUUCAAUCAAGCCCACACUCAAGAUUCACGUCUGCAAUUACCGGAUGAGACGACAUUCGAACAAGUCUACCAAUUUCAACAGUAUCGUGAUGGAAUACCAAUAGCUUCAGCGGCGAAUUCAAAUAGCCGGCAACAAUAUAAUGAUGGUAUGCCACUUAUAUCCAAUGCAGCUUCAUUCAUCAAUCGAAAUCGUCAAACGACUCCUGAUAACUCUGGUAUUCAAUUACCAUUGAUCGAAACAAAUCAACCACGACCAAUGCUAAGAAAUCCUCUAUCGAAAAGAACAUCAGAACCACUUGGUGUUUUACCUCUGAAACGUCAACGAAAUCCAAUUAAUUCUUCAUCAGCCUUAACAUCAGAUGAUACUAAACAAAGCCUUAUCCAUCUUACAGAAUAUGAUACUACCUCACCCACUCCUCAUUUUACAUUUAGACCAACGACGCCAAACGCAAAUGAAUCACCAAGUCGCUUAAGAACUUAUGAUAGUCAAGGAUCUGCUACAUCUGUUCAGUACCGUGAACCAUUGAAUAAAUUUUCAUCCCCGCCUCAAUCUAUAUCUAACACGUCAACUAUUGAAUCACCUAGAUUACGUAUUAAUCGAGUAAAAAAAAGUGCUCUUAAUCGUCCAUUAUCGACAUGUGAUUCAGUACGAGACAAUAAAAUUGCAUAUCGUUUGCUAAUACACGAUGGCCGAACAAAAGAUCAAACACAAGAGUUUUUACAAUUUCGACAGCAUUACUCUGAUGUAUGGGGUGCUAUUGCGAAGCUAUUUGAUGUAUUAGAAAAACUAAUGUGUAAUUAUUUUGUACCAAUUGCAUUUAUCGAUGGAGAAAAAGUUGCUGAACUUGUACAAUUAAUUGGUAGUAAACGAAAACCAACAUUAAAUGAACUUCUUAGUACGAUUAUCAAUCGAAAUGAAGUCGAACGGUUAAUCAAAGAACCGGGUCGUCGUUUUCGUGAUAAACACGGAAAACAACGAGCAGCUAUCAUAAUUCAAUCUUGUUGGCGUAGUUAUCAUGCUCGAGAAAUUUAUAAAAAUUUGAAAAAACGACGAUGGGCUGCCAAUGUAAUUGCAUCGACCUGGUUAAAACAUUCUAAAUUGGUUAAACUUCGAAAACAAUUAAAAUUGAUGCGUCGUCGCCAAUUCGACUUUUUUCACAAGAAACAAAGCGAAUUACGAGAUCAAUGGUUAUAUAUAUCAUCACAUCGCCGUACUAUUGUACAUAUACCAUCGUUAGGUUUAUCAGAAGGUAUUCGAAAAAACUUGGAUAAUUUACCGUUGAAAGAAAAUUAUCAAAUAGGACGUUUAUGCGAAUUAGAAGAUCCGAAUAUCGAUGUUAUUUAUGUGUCACCUAUGCCUGUGAACGAUGAAAUUUUACAGUACUAUAAUAGAUUGAUCAGUUUACGCGCUUUGGUUGAACAGGGAAGUGAACAACCAACACCUACAACAUCAAAUAAUACAAAUGAACGAUUUGUUAUUAUUGUUCCAGAAGCAUUGAAUAGAUUUCCGGGGCAAAAUAUGUGUUUGGCCAGUUUACUUAAAUAUAGCCCAAAAGCAUUAAAACAAAUUAAAAAGUUGAUAAAAGAUCGUUCGGCUUAUCUUGUAACAGGAAUUUCACAUAUUGAUGAUCUUUACAUAUCGGAAUAUCUUGAUAUUUCUAUAUAUGGUUGCGAACCCGAAUCAUCCUAUUUAUAUUCAACAAAAUCAGGUUCAAAAAGAAUAUUUAAAUCAAGUAAUGUACCGAUGCCUUACGGUGAAUAUGAUAUAUACAAUCAAAAACGUCUACUCGAAUCAUUAGCACAAUUGAUUGUUGAACAUCUCGAUGUUCAACGAUGGAUAUUUAAAAUUGAUGAUAAUUACGAUGGACUCGGGAUUGCUUAUUGUGAUAUUGCUACUCAUCUUCCGUGCUAUAAAAAUGUUUUAGAAGAAGUUGAAAAAUCGCCCAAUCAAUCUGUACGAAAGCAGUCAUACACACAAGUUCUAUGUGAAUUAUCCGAUGUUCUUGAUAAACAUACAAUUUAUAUAAAUAAAAAACAAUUUAAUUCUUGGCAAGAAUAUUUAAACGUCUUUUUAUCGGAAGGCGGUAUUAUCGAAGCAUAUCCACCAUCGAAUUCAGUAACAUCAAUAACCGUAUGCCUUUCAAUUGAACCUGAUGGUCAUUAUUCAUUAGUUUGUUCCGGUGACCAACUUCAUGCUGAAUCUCAAUUUUCUUGCUGGGGUUUAUCAUUUCCACAGACGAGCGCCGAUUCAAAUCAAUUAAACGAAUAUUGUUCGUCCAUUGUCGAACAAUGUCGGCAGAGAAAUAUUUAUGGUUAUAUUGAUAUUGAUUUUAUAACAUUUAUCGACAUAAAAACUAAACAACAAAACCUGUGGGUAAUUGAUUUAUGUAUUGGCUAUUCUGAACAUAUCUCACUUUCUCGUGUUAUGCAAUAUAUAACAACUGGAAAAUUCAAUCCUCAAAUGCAUUCGUUUACUGUUAAAAUGAAACAACUAAAGCAACGAUUAAGAAAUUGGCAAAAUGGUGCCCCUGAAUAUACAAUUGUUGAAAAAAAUCGUUAUGGCAUUUUGAGCUCAAAAUUGUAUCAUAGAAACCUGUCGAAUCUUCAUUAUAGUAUCUUUUUUCAAAUUUGUCGUACACACGGUGUUGGUUUUGAUAUUCGAGAAAAGCAAGGAACGAUUUUUACUUUGUAUGAAUGUGAUCAUCAUGAACAUAUUGGUAUGAUUACAAUCAGUGAUACAUUAAAAACUACCUUAUCGAAUUUCGCCUGUUAUUUAAAUACCAUCUAUCAAGAAAUUACGCCUGUAGAUAUGCAAGAAUCGAGUAAUUUUAUGUUAGCUGUUAAUGAUAUUGAAAAUAUACUUGGUAUUACUCAAGAAACAAAUUCAAAGGCUUGA
Messenger RNA from Rotaria socialis, 3120 nucleotides. The record is from the annotation of a GenBank genome assembly. NCBI's taxonomy places the organism in Eukaryota, Metazoa, Rotifera, Eurotatoria, Philodinida, Philodinidae.